GUUUGCGCGAGCCUUCUUUUUUUUGUUCGCUACAUCAAGAGAGAGCGUCGAUCUUCUCUUUGAUCGAUUGAGAUGGUGGACGAGGCGACAGCGCUUUUGCCGCGAUCAUCGUUGCUGCCAGGAGGAGGAGAAGGAGCGUCGGUGAGGAAGACGUUUGCCAACAUUAUCAUCUCGAUUCUAGGGUCGGGUGUGUUGGGGCUUCCAUUCACUUACAGGGUCAGCGGAUGGGCGGUUGCUGCUACCUCGAUCACCCUUGCGGGAGGUCUCUCCUAUUACUGUAUGAUCUUACUGGUAAAGUGCCGGGACAAGCUUUCCAGCAAUGGCGGCCACCACUUCAUCCAAACAUACCCGGACCUGGGAUACCACACCUUCGGCAACCUCGGCCGCCAAGUCAUCGAGGUGACGCUCCUCAUCUCCCAGGCCGGCUGCUGCGUCGCAUAUCUCAUCUUCAUCGGCCACAACUUGUCCUCCGUCUUCUUCCCGGACUCCAAGUACGCGCUGGUAAUCGCCAUCCUCGUCCCCCUGGAGAUCGUCCUCGCCUGGGUGCGCUCCCUCGCGUCCCUGGCGCCCUUCAGCAUCUUCGCAAACGUCUGCAACGUCCUCGCCAUGGCCAUCGUCAUCAAGGAGGACCUGGGCCGCCUCCACAGCACCGGAGAAAAGAUGGCGACCUUCAAAGGGUGGCAGUCGGUCCCCUUCGCGCUCGGGGUGUGCAUCUACUGCUACGAGGGCUUCGGCAUGACGCUCUCGCUACAGGCAUCCAUGAGGAAGCCACACAAGUUCGCCAGGGUUCUCGGCCUCGCGUUUGGAUUGAUCACGACGGUCUACCUGGUGUUUGGACUCGCCGGGUACGCGGCCUUUGGCGAGGAGACGCUGGACAUCGUGACGCUCAACCUGGGGAACCGCGACUGGUCGACCAAGCUCGUCAAGCUCGGCCUCUCCAUCGCGCUCUUCUUCACGUUCCCGGUGAUGAUGUACCCCGUGUACGAGAUCUUCGAGGGGAGGCUGCUGCUCAACAAGUGGUUCCAGCGGAGCGUGGUGCCAUCGCCAAGGCUGCUGGCCGCGGUGACGGGCUCCAUCCGCGGGGUCGUGGUGGUGGUGGUGGCGCUCAUCGCGGUGGCCGUGCCCGGGUUUGGGACUUUCAUCUCGCUGGUGGGAAGCACCGUGUGUGCGCUCCUCGCGUUCGUGUUCCCGGCGCUCUUUCACGCGCGGGUGUGCGCGGAUGCGCCGGCGUGGUCGAGGGCCGUGGACGCGACGCUGGUGGUCUUUGGAGUCGUGUUUGCGGUGUACGGCACGUACCAGACAUGUACGAAUGCGUUCGUCAAGUAAGGCGUGGUCGUUUUUAUAAAAUAAGCUUGUAGGCAGAAGUUCAAAGAAGCACAAAUGACGUUCUAAUC
Molecule: messenger RNA, 1394 nt
Organism: Selaginella moellendorffii
Lineage: Eukaryota; Viridiplantae; Streptophyta; Lycopodiopsida; Selaginellales; Selaginellaceae
Product: amino acid transporter ANT1
Exons: 2
Coding region: 73-1326 (417 amino acids)
Biological process (GO): amino acid transmembrane transport
Cellular component (GO): vacuolar membrane
Molecular function (GO): amino acid transmembrane transporter activity
Source: RefSeq, a predicted model, not a curated record